Gordionus sp. m RMFG-2023 is the source of this 1761-nucleotide messenger RNA. Its product is annotated as protein LTV1 homolog. Gene Ontology annotation, biological process: ribosomal small subunit export from nucleus; ribosomal small subunit biogenesis. Lineage: Eukaryota; Metazoa; Nematomorpha; Gordioida; Chordodea; Parachordodidae. Bases 48 to 1376 code for a protein of 442 amino acids. The transcript is spliced from 10 exons. Gene Ontology annotation, cellular component: preribosome, small subunit precursor; cytosol; nucleus. The record is from RefSeq and is a predicted model, not a curated record.
GACCUCUCAACUAUGUUCGGUAACUAGAAAUAUUUUCCCUAAAAAUAAUGGGCAAAAAGAAAAAUUAUAUUGAUAAGAAGAAUAGCCAUACAAUUGAUCUUACACCAUAUAUGGGUAAGGGAAAAGUAUUUGAUGACAAUUUUAAAUUAAAAGAUGAUAGUGCUACGCGUUUAAGUCAGCAAAUUAAACAUGGCAUUUAUUUUGAAGAUGAUUAUAAUUAUUUGCAACAUUUAAAAAGUUCUUUGGAAUAUGAUCCUAACAUUGUUUCUGUAUUGCAACUUAAAGCUGAUGAAAAAAUCCUUAAGCAAUCAAUUGAAAAUAAAGAAAUCAUAAAUGACAAUAUUAUUGAUCCAGAUAUAAAUCUUACAUUUGAAGAGAAUUUUGAUUUUGAAAACCCAGAAAAUUUACUAGAGAAUGAUUUUAUCAUGCAGGCCAAUGAUUUUAACACUUCUAAAUUCAUCAAUUCUUACACAAAUGAAAAUGAUCUUAACAUAGUUGGAAGCACUGAUUCUCAAUGUGAUAGUGAGUCUACUCAUAACUCUGAUAUAGAGUAUGGUAUUUCUUCUAAUAUAAAUGAUAGUAGUUUUGAACACAUAAAUAAUAAUACUGAAUUGGAUGAAAAAUUUGAACAGGUUUAUCAAAUGUAUGAUGAUGAUAAUAUUGGUGGUCUUAGUGAAAAAAAUUCAAUAGUUGAUGGAGAUGAUAACUGUGAAAGUAACUUACAGACUUUAUUGGAAAACCAGGAAAUGGCUCAAAGCUCCAAAAAGUGGGACAAAUUCAUAAUAGAUGUACCUAAAGAUUCACCUCAUAUCAAAAAAUAUAUUUAUGAACAAGAUGAAACAGAAAAUUUGCCUGAUGAUUUAAGUUCCCAAUCUGAAGAGUCAAUUUAUGAAGAGAAAUAUGAUGUGGAAUCAAUAUUGAGUAUACAGAAUGAUUAUAAAUACAAGCCUAUCCUGGUGUGUGACCCUCUUAAAAAAAUAAGAAUUUCUAGAAAGAAUCGUCUGCCUUUAGACGAUAACAAUGAUGUGCCGCGUUUUAAUUGCCAAUCCCUCCGAAAAUCGCUCAUUAUCAAAGGUAUAGAUUAUUCCUUGAACCAACUCGAUCUCGACAAAUCAAAUAUGAACGCACCGCCAGACGACAUGGACACGAAUGACAGAAAAUACGAAGAUCGUCAACAGUUAUCCAACUCUAAUCAACCAAUCGUCAAGGAUAAGGACGCUAAUAGAGAGAGGAAAAAGAACUUGAAAGAAGAUAAAAGGCAAAGACGAUCAGAAAAAAAGGUAAAUAAGCUGAAUUUCAAGAAAGAAUUGGAUAAAGAACGUUUGCAAAGAAUAAACACGCGUUUGAAUCAUCAAUCGGCCUUAAAACUCGCUUAAUAAUCGCUCUUCGUUCUUAUAACACCGAAUAUUUUAAUCAGUGAUUGAUGGUUUUAUUAUUUAUUCGUUGUAGCACCUUAAUAGAAAAAUAUUACGAACUAAAGAUAUAAUCUGUUCCCUUAAAAUAAGCUUAAAAAAUGAAAUUUUUUGACCCCCAGCUAAAUUACAGGAUAAAUUUUAUUUAAUAAAUUGUGGAAAGCACAUAUAAACGUUUAUAAAUAAUUAUACCCUUUUUCUAGCGUAACAUUCAUAAAUAAAUUAUUAUAUCAUCUUUAUAAUAAUAUUUUUUUUUCUCCCAAAUUUACGAUUAAUUUAAACAUGAAACAAAAUGUCAUUUUUCUAUACAAAAACACUAUACAUAUAAAUAAAGUCAGUAAAGAGGAAU